Messenger RNA from Strigops habroptila (Kakapo), 9695 nucleotides. RefSeq names its product connector enhancer of kinase suppressor of ras 2-like. Gene Ontology annotation, cellular component: cytoplasm; membrane. NCBI's taxonomy places the organism in Eukaryota, Metazoa, Chordata, Aves, Psittaciformes, Psittacidae. The transcript has 24 exons. Gene Ontology annotation, molecular function: protein binding. Gene Ontology annotation, biological process: regulation of signal transduction. The coding region runs from base 1 to 3195 and encodes 1064 amino acids. The record is from RefSeq and is a predicted model, not a curated record.
AUGAUGGCUCUCGUUAUGGAACCUAUUAGCAAGUGGACGCCCAAGCAAGUAGUGGAUUGGAUGAAAGGCCUUGAUGACUGCCUCCAACAAUACAUAAAAAACUUUGAAAGAGAAAAGAUCAAUGGCGAGCAGCUGCUGCACAUCACUCAUCAGGAGCUUGAGGAACUGGGAGUCACUCGCAUUGGCCACCAAGAGCUGAUUCUGGAAGCAGUUGAUCUGCUCUGUGCAUUGAAUUAUGGUUUGGAGACUGAAAACCUGAGAACUCUGUCUCACAAGCUGAAUGCCUCAGCCAAAAAUCUUCAGAACUUUAUAACGGGUAGAAGGAGGAGUGGCCAUUAUGAUGGCAGGGCCUCCAGACGACUGCCAAAUGAUUUUCUUACCUCUGUAGUUGACCUGAUUGGUGCUGCCAAGAACUUAUUAGCCUGGCUGGACAGGUCUCCAUUUGUCAGUGUGACAGAAUACUCACUGCUGAAAAACAACAUCGUUCAACUGUGCCUGGAACUUACAACCAUUGUGCAACAGGAUUGUACAGUGUAUGAAACAGAAAAUAAAAUUCUUCAUGUGUGUAAAACCCUGUCUGGGAUUUGUGACCACAUCAUUUCGCUCUCAUCUGAUUCUCUGGUGUCACAGUCAGCACAUCUUGAGGUAGUUCAUCUCACCAGCAUUAUGCCCAGUGAGGGUUUGGGAAUGUAUAUCAAAUCAACAUAUGAUGGACUACAUGUAAUCACAGGAACAACUGAAAACUCUCCUGCUGACCAGUGUAAGAAAAUCCAUGCUGGCGAUGAGGUGAUCCAAGUCAACCAUCAAACUGUGGUUGGCUGGCAGUUAAAGAACCUAGUAAAUGCAUUGUGGGAAGACCCAAAUGGAGUGAUUUUAACCUUGAAAAAACGUCCUCAGAAUACCCUGGUUUCUGCUCCUGCCCUUCUGAAGAAUGUGAGGUGGAAGCCUCUUGCACUUCAGCCUGUAAUUCCAACCAGCCCAACAAGCAGUUCUACAACACCAACAAGUACAAUGGGCAUAUCCUCAAAAAUGGAGAACUCUGCACUCCAGGAUGUUUUCAUUCUGUCUCCUAUGUCAGGACUUUAUGGCCCGAGGGAUGAAAUUGGAAUAAUGUCUUGCGAUGACAUCAGCAAAUUUGGAAAGUCUGGGAUGAAAGGCUCUGACUCUCCAAGCUAUUUUCUGGAGCAUGAAAGUGGGAAAUACUACACCUUAAUUGAGGGUGAAGGCCACCCUGUGGGCUCUGAAUAUGAGAGAAGCAGAGCUACAGGGGUGCAGAGAAGGGAAAAAACACCCACUCACGGAGAUUUAAGGCCUGUUUCUAUGCCUACUGAGUACAGUUGGAUAGGGGAGUCAAAAGAACAAAACAUGUACAAGAGGGGAAGCAGAGACUCUGAGAAUUCACUCCUGCGGUAUCUGAGUGAUGACAAGAUACUAGUUAUCCAAGAAGAGCCUUUGACACAAAAAGACAACAAAAGGGACACAGGUCAUAGAUCAAGAAAAAAGGGCAAACCCACAAGCAGUACAAACUACCCUAUUAGUCCAUCUGUAUUGGCAUCUACUAUUAAUAUUAGGCUUGAACCUGGACAGCAAGAUGUCUUGAAUUUCUCACUAGCAGAAAACAAUACAGUUCCACUUUAUCACAGAGCAGGGGACACAGUCAGCGGUGAUACUGAAAGAUAUGCAAGUUCUGCCAUUGACCAUCAAGGAAGCACAUCCAUGAGGAAGUCAUUCCAUUACGCUUCCCUCAGGGUAAAAAGCAGAAAAUGGUCAAAAGGGAGCUCUCUAACGAGUGGGAGCAGAAGACGGAUUUCCUGCAAAGACUUGGGGCAUGGAGAUUGUGAAGGUUGGCUAUGGAAGAAAAAGGAUGCCAAAGGUUACUUCACUCAGAAAUGGAAAAAGUACUGGUUUAUUCUGAAGGAUUCAGCCUUGUACUGGUACACAAACCAGAAUGAUGAAAAAGCAGAAGGAUUCAUUAGUUUACCUGAGUUCAGGAUAGAUAGAGCAAUUGAAUGCAGACGAAAACAUGCCUUCAAAGCAUGCCACCCCAAAAUAAAGAGCUUCUACUUUGCAACAGACUGCCUUGAAGAAAUGAAUAGAUGGAUGAAUCGUUUGGGUCUCGCAGCAAUUGGUUACACACCUGAUGACAAGGAUAUUCAUCCAGACGAAGCAGAUUACUGGAGUGAAAGUGACCAGGAUGACAUCGACGGCUCUUUGACCCUGAAGCAGGAAGGCUCUUCAACACUGUGUGACAGCUAUCAUCGAACACCUUCAGUGAAUUCUUCAAGUCCCUUCCCUGAAGCCAAACAUGGUCGACACUUUUCAAGUGAAUCAACAUAUUCUCAUUCUUCUGCUGAGGAUUCUCGCCAAGAUGUAGCAGGAAGCACUCACUCAUCGGGAUGCAGACCUCCCUACCGAGAGAGACGCUCAUGGCAGGAUCUGAUAGAGACUCCACUAACCAGUUCAGGGCUCCAUUUUCUCCAGACUGUUCCUCCUGAUGCAGAGUACAUGAGUGGCCGGCCUGGAAUGUCACCAGACAGACGAAGACAAGCAACACUACCAGUACAGAGACGACAUAAUUAUGAGCAGGAUGGGCCUUUCCCUUUGGUGGAAUGUCAAAGAGGACAUAGCUCUCACAGCAGGCCACAGAAGCAACGUAGUCAAAGCCUUCCCCGAAACAGAGAUGUGAGGGGUAAGGGCCAUGCAAAGUCCAUAGAAGGAACAGAUGACAAGCUAGAAGAGAAAGCUCCUAUUAGAAGACAUAAUAGUUUCUGUGCAGAAGAAAAUGUAAAAGAAAUUGGAGAAAAUACAGAUGGUCUGCAAGAGCUAUACAAAUCUCUGGAACAAGCCAGUCUGUCAGCUUUUGGAGAGCAGCGUCCUUCCACCAAGCAGGAGUUCCACAAGUCUUUCGUAAAGCGAUGUAACGAUCCAGUUAUCAAUGAAAAGCUUCACCACAUCAGAGUUCUCAAGAGCACUUUAAAAGCGAAGGAAGGGGACCUUACAGUUAUCAACAGUCUUCUGGAUGAUCCCAACAUAACAUCAAAGAAGUUUAAAGAUUGGAAACUAAAGAACUAUGAGUUUUUCCUGGACAUUUGUGAGUACAGUGCUGCUGUGAAAUCUCAAAACGGAGCCUCUGAAAUUGCAGCCUCAGCACCAAUGCUGACACAUACACACUCCUUCAUUGAAACUCAUGUGUGACAGGACUUAUACCCUGAAUAAUUGCUGGGUGCCAUGGAAAAUUGAAUUAGACAAACAGUGUAAUAUUUAUUGAUAAUGUACUCAGCAGUACUGUAAAUAAGUUGGAUAAGAGAAUAGUGCCACAGGAUGCCUACUACAUUGCAUGAUAAGACAAUAAUAUCCUUUAUUAAUUUUUUCCAUUUGCUAUUAUCAACCGAUGUCCGUAUCAAGCUCUGCAUUAGAAAGAAGCAGUGCAGAAGUGUAACUGAAAAUAAAUACCAGUAUAUUUAAAGUACUGUACUAAAACUAAGCUUCUAGUACGAGCUCCUACGAUCAUUUUAUAUAUUUAGAUAUAUAUCAAGACAUAUCUAUGUAUAUAAAAUGUAACACAGUAGUUGACAUUACUUUUAAAAUGCCCUAAAGUUCACAUUUUCACACAUUCUUUCUUGAGAAAAGUACAAAAUGAAAACAUCAACACACUGGCCACUCUUAGAGAUGAAUGUUUAUUUUUGCAACAUUUCCAGGUAGUGACCAUCUUUGCAAAUAAAAGGACAGAGUUAUCAAAAUGUAAACUCAAUCCCUAUAGUGUGCCUUAAAAUGUACACUGUACAUCUAGCAAAUAGAUCCCAGUCUGGCCCUAUGGGCAUACUGUACAUGCCAUUUAGGUACUGUGUUUGAAACAUACUGUGACUGCCUUUAAAAUGAAAGAAUAUAAGCAAGCAGGUAUGGCACAGAGAUUAAGAUACGAGUAGAACAAUGUUGGUUGUUCACUAAUGCUGCAACUUAAACUGAUUUUAAUAUAAUUUGAAGUGUUUCAUGGUGAAAGAAAAAGCAUCUGCGCUGAAUAUGCUACAUACUGCAGGUUUUCAUAGUUUCUUCACUGUGAAUUUAAGUGACACGUGACUGUGAGUCACAGAAUUCUAAAAAGCAUGCUUCAAGGAUGAGAAUUAAGUUUAAAAAACUCCUGAACUAAUCAAUUAAACUGUAAUAGACUGACACCUAGAGCUGAGAAAAUGAUUCAAAAUGAUAUAAUGUCUGGCAAUAAUUUUUAACUGUUAGUAGUACAUUAGCAAGUGGGUGAAGUUAUUCAAUACAUCAUUUGAAGACCAAUCUGUAUUGAUUGGUUUGGGAAGACACACAAGUCACAUAGUGUAUUUCACUUCCUUGCCUGGAUGAGAAUGAUUUCUAAGGAUCAGAUUUUGGAGAAAAUACUUCUAUUCUUCAAAAAAGAUAAAAGGAACAAAAAAAUAAAUUGCUCUAUGUUCAGUAGCAUUUACUGAACAUAAAUUCCUAACACCCAUUCACAAUUUUCUUUGACUAUGCUUGCUAGAAUAUUUCUAAAAAGCAGAACAAAGGGGAUGUGAAUUCAGCUGGCGUCAUUUCACUUAAACACAGGUAUUCACUGAUAAUCUUUUCAUGAGAUAAAUGCAGUUGUCUCUUGCACAUCAAGAACUGCAAACUCUAUACAGUUCAAUAUAAUAUAGGAAAAAACAUUACCUUAAUGAGGUCCUGCUGUCCAGGAAGAGAUCUAAUUAUUCAAGAAGCCUGAACUGGGUGAAGGUAUCUUGUUGCUUAGUUCAGUCUCCACAAAGCAGCUGUUGUGGGCUGAUCCUAGCUGGCCACCAGAUGUCCAUCAAGAUGUACUCAUUCCCCCUCCUCACUAGGACAGGAAGAGAAAAUAUCAUGGAAAAGCUUGUGGGUUGAAAGAAAGACAGGGAGAUCACUUACCAUGGGCAAAACAGACUUGAUCUGGAGAAAAUUAAUGUAAUUUAUUGCCACUUAAAAAUACUGUUACCGUUUCCGGAGAAACUCUCUAAGACUCAAUGUGGAGUUGUGGAAAACAACAUUCUUUAUUGCAGUGCUGGACUCACACGCGAAUUGUUUCGCAAAGGUGAGCACACCCGUUACCUGCCAGCAGCAGCUAUAUAUUGAGCAUCCUCAUGCAUAUUUACAGCUUUCCCAGGAAAUUAGUUACAUAUUCAUGAUAUUCCCAGGAACUAAUUAUAAUAUUUGCAUCCUAAUUACACCUGCACUUUCUUGCUGAGUGGGGGUCUCUGGUGGUUGCCGAUAGUCUUCCUCACUGUGCUUACUGAAUGACCUCAGUGCCUGCACAUCCUCACAAGGUCCUAGUGCUGAGUUAGCAGUUGGUGUGUCCUUGCUUCUGUUCUGUUCCACGUUGGGCGCCACUCUGCUAUCUUGAAGGCUGGCAUCCUUGGUCUGAUUUACUGUCUCCUUAGUUGUUAUCAGUCCCCUGAUGUUCCGUCCCCUGUCAGCCGAAACAAACACCAUUAGAAAGAUAUAUUUUCCUAUGCUUAGUUAGAACUUUUUUCCUAACAUACAACAACUACACAAAGAGAUUGCUUUGAUAUGCUUUAUUUACCUGGAUCUUAUUGAACUUAGCGUCUUCAUUCAGAAUUCCUGCAGGUAAAAUAUCCCUCAGUCAGCAGACUUCCUCUGUCACUCCACAAGCUUAGUCUUUUUGAUACUGGCUGGUUUUCAAUUAUAACUGAUUUAAUGCUCCCCCUAAGCUACUCAUUCCUCUCCUUUCUUAAUACUAUUCUGUAUUCAGUGAGAUUUGGGGUCUUUGAGAGCUAUCUUAGCACCUGUCUUAGCAGCACAACUCAGAGACAACUGAGACCUUUUUCUUGGUUUCAUCAAUUUAAGUGAAAACUUUCCUGAGCUUACUCUAAUUGAUAUGAACAAGAACCAAAGGAGGACAAGGUUCUCAUAAGUCUGUAUGUCCCCAUUCUUUAACACAAGUAGCGUAGAAAUGCUGGGCCCACACUCUGUGAAAGCACAGGUAGGAUGACACACAUCGUUUGCUGGAUUGCAUGGGGCAUCUCUAACCGCCACUGCAAAGGAGGUUGCUUUACUUAACUGGCAAACCCCAUCCUUCUGUUUUAUCAGCUUCUAAUACAGUCCUACGUCCCAAACAUGAGCACUUCUUGAACUGCUUUACCUUUGCAAGGAAAGACUAAUCAAUUGCUACUCAGUGAUUUUGGAGGAUUAGAUUUUCCAUCUUUCCCAAGCAGGGAAUUCUGAAUAUGCCAGUUAAUACUCAGAUCCAGACUGCUGUCUUUUAAGCUAGAAACAUGGUGCACCACUUGCUUUUCCCAAGGAAACAGGAAUGAAUGUUGCAGAGAAUUACUAGGUGUACAUGGCCAGUUCACUUUAUUCUUCCUUUCAUCAGCAGUUAUAGCCUUCCAGGCCAAAAUACUCUCUGAUCCCAGGUUUUGUGAGGGAUAGUGAAGGUACUGUUGAAGGGGUUACUUUGCAGAGGCAUUGGGAAGUGCUCAGCCUCAGCAAAAAUUUUACAACUCUAUUGCUGACCUUUAGAAGAUUUCACUUUGAAUGUUGUUAGGACUUCUGGAAGAAAAAUGAAGAAUCUGGUAGAAAGUGUCUAACUUAACACAAAUCUGAGGAGAACGAAGAAGAUUCUUGUACCUCUUAUCUUUGUCUCAAGUAAUACAGAUCAGACCUAAGACUAUCAUAUAUCUUAUUUGCCACAUCCUUUCAUCAUGCAGUCUUACUUGUCUUCCAAAGUAAUACAAGCAUUCUUUCGUGCAAAAACCUAGCGGUACUUAUGACCAAGGAGAUAUAUCUGGGGGCUGUUUACACCCUGGUAAGCCUUGGCUGUCGGGCCCUCGAGGUGGAGCAGCUCUGCCAGGCAGAGGUAGUUUGAGGUAUUUCACUAACCGUUCAGACAAAUUCUUCAUGCAAUUGGAGUCAAAGUGCUUCAAAGGUGGGUUGUUUGAAACAGUCCUUGGCUAAGGCAAGAUGCAGCACAAUCAUCUGCAAUACCUGUCAGCUACCCCAGAACUGCAAUGCAAAGGAUGCCUCCCAUACAAUUUUAUUUAGAGCUUCAACACUCAAUCUGUUAGUGUUAGAGAAUCCUGUGUCUCUGUAGAGAUCCUGAUUACUCUGGACCCAGUCCUGGAGAGAUUCCUUAAGAAAAGGAGCACAGUCUGUUUGUAUCACUGGGCCUCAGCCCUGAGAAUGCCAUUUAUAGUACACCCAAGUUCCUGUAGUGUAACAUUAGAGAAAUAAGUGGUAACUUGGUCUCAUAAAGGAUUUUUAAUUUCUCCUUAGUUUCCACAAUAUCCUUAUUAUGCAUUUCUGGGAAAGGCAGAAGGGCACAGGUUACAGCAAUGCCUUUUUGCUUGGAGUGCAGGUUUGUAGAUUUUCCACACACCUUAGACCACUGAGCUCAAAAUCUUGUUACAACACAUCACCUUCCCUGUUGCCAAAUGAUGCUUAUUUACCACUAGUACAAAAAAAUUGGUACUAACAGGAAUGACUGAAGAUGCAAUAUUAGCUAAUUAAUUUAUAUUAAGUACUAAAAAGUUCUUGUUCUUCUAGAAAGUUUCCCUCAUUAAAGCUAAGCUCCCAUUACAUGUAAGCAUAAUGUUGUACUUCUGACCAGCUCCAUUCACUACUGUGUAGGCAGGCUACUAGUCUGGAUAUAACUAAUGCAUGAAGAAGCAUUUUUCUAUGGUUUACGGGUGAUACCACACUUCCACGUUCAGAAGGAGUAUUACAAAUAAUACUGUUCAAGCUUUUUUCAAUUUUUGAGAGAGCUGAUAUGCUCCUGGGACCUGCACUUAAUGAAAGUAGUAACAAAAUUGAGACAGCUACCAUCUGUCUUUAUCUUCAGGAAAAUAACCAUAUUCAUUCUUAACGCAGGCCAGACAGAUAUGUCUUUUUUAUCAAGCACAUGUGUUAACAAUGAUAGUUCGGGACUUUGGUGUAUGCAUUAAUGCUACUGUAUGAGCAGUAUUUGAAAGGAAGCAAUGUUGUAAAACCUGAUAAAAUAGGCUGACAAACUGCUGUUUGACCAGCUAGGCCCUCUAGCUUCUGCCCUCAUGCUUCUAGAAUAUUGUUCAUCCCCAGGCAUUGGUGAACGUAUCAAUACAGAUCUUUUUACUGACUGGAAACAUGUCUGUCUGAAUGCUGCAGAUCAAAGAAAGAUGCCACAUUAGUCGUGUUAACUAUCUUGCUUUUUUCACUAGCAACCACAAAACAAAUAUGUCUUAACAAAUCGUGUUCACUGGCCAAAAUGCCAGGAAGACCCUGUUACCAGUUAAGACUUCUGUUUUACUGAGAAACAAGGAUUUCAGCUGAAAAAUCUGAAAUGCAAACAGGUUAGGAUAUAAGAGAAAUGCACUAGUAUUAAUAAACUUUUUACAUUUGACACAUACUGUAUUACAAAGAAAAUAUCCUUGUAAGACCAUUAAUUGCUGGGCCAUAGGUGACUUCCGUCUAGUUUACUAAAGUAGCUAAUAAAACUUGUAUAGAGCCUUUUUUAGAUAACGCUUACAUGUAUGAAAAUGUAUGACACCCUUGUACUAUGGCUUGCACUUUACUUGCAUUAAACUGUGAAGUAGGCUGUAGUAAUGUCUUUGUAUAUUCAGGGGUUGAAAUACCAAUGCACUAGAGUAUCGUACUGCUGGUGUUCAACCUGUACUGUUAAUUAUAUCUGAACAUGCUGACAAUGUGUGUUUUGAAAACCCCACUCACUUAAAAUCUUUAGCAAAUAAUGCUAUGGGGUCUCCAUGGUCUUUGUUUCUUUGUAAAUAUAGACAUUCUUACUGUUUCUGUAGCAAUAGGAGAUUAUAAACCAAACUUUCACUAGGACUGUUUUCAAUAACAAAAAAAUCUAUAGCGCCUUGUAUAAAAAUCAUGGAGACUCCGUGACCUGUGGGUAUUUUUUGUUUACAAGCAGUAUGUAUAUAUGUAUUAGAGGCAGAACUGUUAUUUAUCACAAAGUUAUGUUGUGGAUGAUUCUUUCUAAAAUAAAUAUAUGUUUUCUGUCAUUAUGAAAAACCAGUAUUUUAGAGCCAUCUUGAAAAGUUUGAAGUGUCCAAGCUUCAAAUACGUGUAAUCUUUCAUGUUUCCACUUUGUUUUUGUAAUCAGCUGUGAGAUGAACUGAGAGGUGAUGGUGAACCCCUGCCUGGCCAGGGAGACUGGCUGAGUUACAUCGCAGCUCAGGAGCAUUCUGCAACUUUUCUAUCAUCACCGUCUUGCUUAAGCACUUUUACGAGCAGAUGCUGUCCAGAUACCGUAAGUGAAGGCCCUCAGCUCAUUGAUGCUACAGAGAGAGAGGAAAUGAACUGCUCUAGACCAAUACAGGUAAAACUAGGUUUCAACCCCUGGAUAACACAGUAUUUCUUCAGUUUCACAACAGUAUUUUUAAUUUUAUACUUGUCUAUGUUGAGAGAUGAUCCAAUAGUUUAUAUAGGCAAUGAACGUUAGGUUUCUUUUUUCCCUCUUUUCAGAUGAGUUCUGUGUGAAUUACUGUAACCGGCUGCGUUUUUUCUAUCACAGAUUAACUUGUUAACUUUUUGUGUGUCUACAAUGAAAAUUUAUGAAUGGAAAACUUCACUGUGUGUUGCUCACUGGGCAUAUACCUCAUGGUACAUUGCACAGACGUGUAAGUUGUAAGUUGCACUGCAACAUUAAAAAAAGGAACAUAUUGCUCUUUUUUCAAAGAUAUUAACUUAUUUAAGAGAUAUAGUCUGUA